Messenger RNA from Polychytrium aggregatum, 1189 nucleotides. RefSeq lists its product as uncharacterized. The transcript has a single exon. Lineage: Eukaryota; Fungi; Chytridiomycota; Chytridiomycetes; Polychytriales. Bases 225 to 1094 code for a protein of 289 amino acids. The record is from RefSeq and is a predicted model, not a curated record.
UGGACGACAUUGUCGCUCUGGCCUGCCUCUGGGACCGCAACUGCCACAUCGCAUCGUAUCGCAUCGCAGCCACCGCACCCACCAUCGCUGCGUCUCGGCUGCAUUUCGCAUCUAACCGCUUCGGCCGUCGCUCGGUUCUCCGUCCGAGUCUCGUCGCAUCAAGAUCUCCGGCUGCCCCUCCGCGACGUCCCUGCAUCACGCCCAACAACCCCCGAGAUACCAGCAUGGACAUCCCUGCCGAUGCCCUCUUCGUAUUUGGCCAAGACACAGCGUCUCGGUCGUUCACAUUCGCUGCAUCGGCUCCCCAGCAUCCGCCACGCCGCAAGCUUGUCUUUCAAGACACCCUGCCCCAGCAAAGUCUUGCAAGCGGCCCAGGGGACCUGGGGCUGUUGGCCGAGCACACCGACUUGGCUUUUGGGCCUUCAAACUCUCCGUUCUCGUCGCUUCUUGAAGGUCCCAUUGUCCCAUCUGGGUCGCUGUUUGCCUUUCGCCAGGGACCGGCCGUGCCACCGCCCGAACCCCAAGCGACCCGCUCACCGUUGCCAACCCGCCCAGGGUCAUUAUGGGACUCGCCCAGCAGCGACUCUGUCGCCCAGCGAGCAUCGGCUUUUCUCGAAAGCAGCGGAGCCUGUGGCUCGCCUAUUCGAUACGAUACCCAUGACCCGGUGCGGAUCAUCCAGAGCCAUCAGGCUUUUUCGGGCCUCUUUGAGAGCUUCAACUCGGACCUGACCCAGCUGUUCAGUGAGUCGGUCGAUGUGCCAAUCCUCUUUGUCGGUGGCUUCCUGGACUGGCUCCGGCUUGUCUCCAACAUCGAACUCCCGCUGGCUCUCCUGAACCACCCGGACCCUGUCCGCCGCGACUCGGUUGUGCUGACGAUCCUGCUCGCCGAAUGGCUGGUCCUCGUAUUUGUCCCGGCUCGACCAAGCGAGUGCGCCUCCAUCCUCCAACGUGCAUCGGUUGCUUGCCAGAGAGAGCUGGCUCGGAUCAAUGCCUCUGACUCCUUCGGGGCCCUUGCCCAGAACAUCCGGUCGUGGCUGACAACCAAAUUGCGGGUGGCACCCGGCCAGAGCAUGAUUGCGGCGCUCGCAACAUGAACUUGGCUCUCUACAUUUGCGAUUAGGACCGGCUUGCUCUGGAUCAUGAAUACCGGCGCUCGCAUGCCACCCCCUCCCAUUUUGGAAGCGGGCAA